Messenger RNA from Colius striatus (speckled mousebird), 1959 nucleotides. RefSeq names its product zinc finger protein 688-like. Lineage: Eukaryota; Metazoa; Chordata; Aves; Coliiformes; Coliidae. Gene Ontology annotation, biological process: regulation of DNA-templated transcription. The coding region runs from base 278 to 1696 and encodes 472 amino acids. The record is from RefSeq and is a predicted model, not a curated record. The transcript has 5 exons.
GGCCUGAGCCGUAUCUGUGGGCCUGAGCCGUGUCCUGGGCCUGAGCCGUGUCCCUGGGCCUGAGCCGUGUCCGUGGGACUGAUCCGUGUCCUGGGCCUGAGCCGUGUCCCUGGGCCUGAGCCCUGUCUGUGGGGCUGAGCCGUGUCCCUGGGGCUGAGCCGUGUCCUUGGGCUGAGCCGUGUCCUGGGCCUGAGCCGUGUCCGUGGGCCUGAGCCGUGUCCUGGGCCUGAGCCCGGCGCGUCCCGUCGGGCCCGAAGGCAGCGCCACGGACGGGCCAAUGGGCGGCGGCGCUGCCGAUCACGUGGUGCGGGGGCGCGCAAGAUGGAGCCGCUCCCCGGAGCGGGGACUUCCGGGAUGGGCGGGGCUACGGCCGGAAGCGCGUGGGGACACGGCGCCGCCUGUUGAAGAUUGCCCCCCCCGCGUCGCGCGGCCUACUUCCGGCCCGGAGCCUGCGGGCCCAGCCUCGCGCCCCGGCGCCAUGGCCUGGCCGCCGCAGGAGCCCAUCACCUUCGAGGACGUGGCGGUGUACGUGAGCCGUGCGGAGUGGGAGGCCAUGGCCGCAGCCCAGCGGCGGCUCUACCGCAGCGUCAUGGGCAACAACUACCGGCUGCUCACCUCGCUGGGCUACCGAGGCCCCAAACCCGACCUCUUGCACCGGCUGGAGCGGAGGGAAGAGCCGUGGGGCUGCUCCCCACAGAGCCCCCAGAGCUGGGACGGCCCCCAUAGCCCCUCUACAGGCCCUGGCGUGGAUGGGAGCUGGAAGGAGGAGCCUCCCCUGGGCUGGUGGGUUGAGGAGCCGCAGGAGAGGGCACAGACCCCCUGCCAAGGCUGGGCCGUGCACUGGCGGCUGCGCUGCAGGCGGCUGCUCCGGCAGCUGGGGAGCUCCAGGGGUCCUGCCGCAGCACCUGGUGCAGGAGCAGGGCCGGUGGAACCGCGGGAGCGGGCGCUGCCACACAGGCAGGGGCAGGAUGAAGACACCAAGGCAGCACCACGGGAGCAGCCUGAGCAUGGCAGCUGUGCUGCGAGCGCCCGUGCCGAGCAAGGGGAGGCCUGGCUGCCCCGCGGCCGCAGCGCUGAGGCUGAGGCGGUUCAGAGGGAACACAACUACUGUGCCAGGGCCGUGCGGUGGCCGCGCGCCCUGCGGGACCAUGGCUACUGCCGGCGGCGGCGUGGCGGCGGCGUGGCACGCGGGGACCAUGGGUACUGCCUCCCGCAGCGCGCGUGCCGGCUGCUGCUCAGGGCCCGAGCUGUGCUGAGCUGGGCCAGGCGCAGGGGCCGUGUCUGGAGCAUCAUCAGGAGAGCCAAGAAGACGCUGUGGCAGCGCGGGGCUCGGCCCGGCAAGCGCCCCAUUCCCCCCCGGCGCUCCCCUGGUGCUGCCGCGGCCGCCGCGCUCGCGCCGGGACGCGGCCCCACAGAGAGAGCGUGGGCCAUGGAGCCAGGAGGAGGCCCGGGGGGGUCACAGCGGCGCCUGAGGAGCGCAGAGGGGCUGCCCCAGGCUCAGCCCCAUCCGCAGCAGGGCCGGGGACGUCGGCCCAGCCCCUGGCAGAGCGGCCACAGCCCGGCACCGCGUGGCAGGAGCAGCUGCAGCCCGGCUUCGCGGCGCCCGCAGGACGGUGCUGUGGACCGCGGCCCGGAGCUCGGCAGCUGCGCCCAGCGGCGGCUCAGGUUGCUCAGCACCAUCCGGAGCGAGAGGUGACCCACGGCUGGGCGGCGCCAGCCCCAGAAGCUGCCUCCCCACAGCAACCCCCACGGGCAAAUAAAGGCCGUCGCCGCGCGUGCAGCCGCGUGUCCGCCGGGGGGGGCCCCUGCCCGGGCUGUGCGGGUCGGUCCGUGCCCUCAGGCUGCCGCGGCCUCGGGCUGAGCGCCGCCCAAUGGCAGCGCGCGCCGCGGGUCACGUGCGGCGCUCCAGCCAAUCGCGCGGGGCCGGCUCCCUCCCGCCCCCUCUUACUUUCGUUUUUG